Messenger RNA from Cylas formicarius (sweet potato weevil), 1191 nucleotides. Its product is annotated as RNA-binding protein Rsf1-like. Lineage: Eukaryota; Metazoa; Arthropoda; Insecta; Coleoptera; Brentidae. Gene Ontology annotation, biological process: mRNA splicing, via spliceosome. The record is from RefSeq and is a predicted model, not a curated record. Gene Ontology annotation, molecular function: RNA binding. Bases 144 to 695 code for a protein of 183 amino acids. Gene Ontology annotation, cellular component: nuclear speck. The transcript has 2 exons.
GCGUUAAGAUUUAACGCUUCUUUCCGAUUCUUCGCUUCGUAGACCCAAGCUUCUGUUGUUCAUUUUUUAAGGCGGUUUGGGUUGAUUAAAGUGAAAUAAGCAGUACUACGAUCGUCGAUUCUACACUCCGAUAUUGAAUAGUCAUGAGCGACCGCACUUCAGACAGCGGGGCGAGAGUUUAUGUUGGAGGCCUGGAUAACAACAUCAAAAAAGAAGAUCUUGAAACGGAAUUUGAAAAAUAUGGAAAACUCAAUAAUGUUUGGGUAGCAUUCAAUCCUCCAGGUUUUGCGUUUAUCGAGUUUAAUAAUGUUGCGGACGCCGAAAACGCCGUUGACAAUCUCAAUGGGAUUGACCUUCUGGGUUCAAAACUAAGAGUAGAAUUGGCGAGGGGUAAAUCUAGAAGAGGAGGUUUUAGAGGGGGUAGAGGCAGAGGUGGGGCUCCGUAUGGUGAUUAUAGAGAGGAUAGGGGCUUCCGAGGAGGACCUGGUGGUGGUGGACGAUUUGAAGGAGGUGGUGGUGGAUUUGGUGGAGUUCGACGAGAAGAUGGAGGAGGCCGUUUUGGUGGGAGAGACUUUGAAAGGAGGAGCGAUGGUUUUCAAAACAGAGGUGCAGGCCGAGGUGGACCACCUAGAAGAUUUGAUGCAGACAAAUCAUACCGUUCAAGGUCACCAAUGGGUGGAAUCCCAAGGCGUUAAGAUUUUUAGGCUAAGAGUGAAUUAAUCGCUUUCUAUGAAAAGCAGGUAUUCUACCUUUAAGUUUGCAUAUAUGUAACUUCAUUUUGUGCAGUUUGAUAAAUGGCACAUUGUAAUACCUUUAUGAUGUUAAAGAUCUUUUUUCAGUAUGGUUAUAGUGAUGUUAUUUAUUAACAGGACACUAAAAUAAGUCAAAUAACCUGUUUAUUUUUUAAUUAUUUCAACUUUUCUGAUUUCUUUAUUAUAAUUUACAUUGAAAAAAUAAACGUUUAUUAAAAGUAGAAUAGCAUCUACAGGGAUACAACUCUGCAGUAAGGAAUUCUUGAUGAUCGUUUUGUUGGACAAAUGUGAAUGUAAAAAUCAAAUGGGGAAACCACCCAAAUGCGCGUAGUUGCACUUUCACUAGGUGUCUAGCUAAAUUUUAACUGUGAAUCUGCUCGGGUCAUCGUAAGAAUGGGUAUGAACCAAUUAGUUACUUCAAACCUGACUUGGGUUCAAC